CCGGCGGGGAGGGAGCGCCGCUUCAGGCAGGAAACGUCCUCGCGGCGCCCCGUUGGCGAAGCAGAAACAAAAGAGCGGUGUUUUUCCCCUCAUCCAACUCUCUGAUAAGGAGCAUUUCUUCUUUCGCGGGGGCGGAACAACAACUAAUUCUUUUCAUUGUUGGGUUCGGAUUAGUGAAACGGGGGAACACUGCGGGAUUUUUAUACGUUUAUUGAGAGAAGCUUUUAUUGUUAUUAUUAUUAUUAUUAUUAUUAUUAUCAUUAUUAUUACGCUUGCCCGAGGAUAUUUUCGCCGUUUGCAUCUUUUUUGUUUUUUGUUUUUGCCCAUUAUGCCCCCCCAGUGACGCGGCUUUGGAUAUGUCAGAUAAACCCAGACAACCAAAUUGGUUUAACGAUGCGUCCCCAGUAGAGAGGGGGGGAGACAGAGGGGAGUUGGUACCCGUCGGCGGUAGCGGCGACGAAGCAUCUGCGGAAAUCUUCCAUUCAAAUUCGGUCAACGAAAACAGUGAGCCCUGUCCCGGUGGCGGCUCCUCCUCUGCAGCGGCGGCGGCGGCCUCAGGGCUCCAGUUAUCCACGCUGCCCCGGGCAGGAACUAAAAACUACCUGCCUCCAUCCAGUUUACAGGGCUUUCAGUCCAGGGCGCCAGUUUUCCGGAGCCUCUCUCGCUCUUCCAGCGGAUAUUCCUCUUUCGACGCCGACUCCGUGCCGUCCUCCCCGUUUUUGCCCCGACCAGAAGUUGCGGACAAGGCCACGCAGACGCCGAGCCCCUCCUGUCAGGUUAUGAUGCACGCCCUGCAGCGCACGGCCUCGCCCGGAGCAGUGCCCGCAGCACAGUGGCCCGGCCAUCUUCACGGCAGUCCUUCAAACCUGCCUCUCACCGGCUCCUCCAGAUCGCAAAACGCAGCACAAGACAUGGAUGCAGAGAUUCUGGUUGGACGACAGCUUCGACAGAUUGGAGAUCAUUUUAAUAACGCGCACAUUCACAGGAGGCUGGCAGGUAGACGUGGCUGGGUUGGGAUCUACCUACACCCACUCCCACGCAUCCACCAAGAGCCCGCCUUUCUUCUCGGCAUGGUUCUCCUUCUGCUCCUCAUCGGACGGCUAAUAUACACCCAGGACAGAGGCGACGGCUACGACUGAUCCCUCCCACGUCCAAAUGGUGGAAAACCCAGCAGAUGUAGCAGCAUUUCUCUGGACUGAGUCUUUGGACAUGUAAAUAGAUGCAAAUUCUGAUUGCAUUACCUCCUUCGUGUUGUUGCUUGCAGACCUAAUUGAGUCUUCUCUCCAAGACUUACUUAACUGCUCUUCCUUUCUUUCCCUGGAAACUUUCAGGGAAAGGCCAUUCUUUUCCUUUUACUUCUGUACAUAAGUUAAUAUUUUGGAAUUAAAUAAUCAUUGAAGAAAAUAAUUAAGUACAGAUACACGUUUUUUUUUUUAUUCCUUUCUUCUUCUUCUUCUCCUGCACCUCAUCUUUGCACCACCAAAGAUGCAGCCGGUUGCUGGAACUUUCCGCUCGGCCUCCGUUCUCGGCGUCAUUUGAUGACGUCACACCUGGAGGACGACACUCCAGAAAAUGAAACGUGCCUUCUUUUUUUUUCCUCCGCUUCCUCCCCUGCCGUUUAUUGUUUUUUGAUUUGUAUUCAUAUUUACUUUAUGUAGACUUGUUUAGUUUGUAAGGUUUUUUGUGUUUUUGCUGCUCUCUGAGUUUUUCAGGGCAAAACAACUGUGUCGAACAUCUCGACUCCCCCCCCCCCCCCCCACGAGUCAGAAGAAGUGUGCAGCAGUGUCUGUGUUUGUGCUUAAUGCCCACGUCAGUACUGACGUGGCUGCGAGAAGGGUCCUUUCCCCGCAUCUUAAACUCUAACGCUGAAAAAAACACAUCUGCCCCAAAGCAGCUUGAGUCAGUGUUCAUGCCUUUCAUAACACAAUAAACAUAUCAACAAUGAACGUUUUCUGAUUGCUUAACCCAGGCAGCGCUUCCUUCAGAACCCUUUUUAGGUGGCUGUAAGACAGGAAGGUUACAGGGUCAUGCUCGGAGAGGUAACAAUACAACAAAUUGAAGUCAUGGUAAAUCCCUCAAAUGAUUUUUUUUUUGCAAAAAAAAAAAUUGCUCAUUAGCUCAAUAUUUCAAAAGCGUUUAAAAAGAUCACUUUUGUUGGUCGUACCG
This is a messenger RNA of Lampris incognitus (smalleye Pacific opah), 2166 nucleotides long. It is a transcript of the gene bcl2l11, whose product is annotated as BCL2 like 11. The transcript is spliced from 4 exons. Bases 357 to 1139 code for a protein of 260 amino acids. NCBI's taxonomy places the organism in Eukaryota, Metazoa, Chordata, Actinopteri, Lampriformes, Lampridae. The record is from RefSeq and is a predicted model, not a curated record.